Molecule: messenger RNA, 1323 nt
Organism: Cyclospora cayetanensis
Lineage: Eukaryota; Apicomplexa; Conoidasida; Eucoccidiorida; Eimeriidae
Product: putative mediator of RNA polymerase II transcription subunit 26
Exons: 8
Coding region: 1-1323 (440 amino acids)
Source: RefSeq, a predicted model, not a curated record
AUGCGCUCUGCAGCCACAGCAGCGGGCUGUGUAGCUGCUGCUUCUGCUGCUGCACAAGUUGCCUCUCGCAGUGGCAACAGAUUUGCUCUCUGCCCUCUGACUACUGCAGCAGCGCAGGCUGAGCAACAGCAGCAGCUAGCGACUGCAGGACCUGCACUCAGCAGCGAAGCUGAAGACGAUUUAACCCAACCCGCGAAUUCCAGGCUCCAGAAAUCGCAGCAACAACAACAGCCGCAGGAGCAAGAGCAACAACAACAGCGGCAGGAGCAAGAGCAACAACAACAGCGGCAGGAGCAAGAACAGCAGCAAGACUAUAUUGGUGACGCUGAGGACGAGGUAUUGACUCCAGAGCAGCGCGAAGAAAAGGAACGCCUCAUUCAUAUUCUCGCAAAGAAGCUCGCUGGGCCCCUUGCUGAUGAACAUGGCAACGUUCCCACUGGCUCUGCACGGCCCAUUGCCAUCGAAGUGGAUGGGCCCUCGCACUUUUAUAGCAGCAGCUGUAAAUACACUGCCUACACGAAAUUGAAACACCGCCUACUCACGCGGAUGGGAUAUAAAGUUCUCCAUGUGCCUUACUUUGAAUGGAGGAAACUCAGAGGGCAAAGGGAAAGGGAGGAGUAUAUGCGGAAGAAACUGAUGGAGGAGCCAUCCGAAUGGCUUGACCCCGAAGACGAGGCCUUUUACAACCAAAGGAUGGGGCUGCUGAAACAGCAGUAUCAACAGGAGCUGCACAGGCAUCAGCCACAGCAACAACAGCCACAACAGUGGCAACAGCAGCUACAACCGCAACAGUGGCAGCAGCAGCCGCAGCCACAGCGACAGUGGCAGCAGCAGCAGCAGCCACAGCAACAGUGGCAGCAGCAACAAUGGCAACAGCGACAACAGCCACAGCAACAGUGGCAACAGCAACAACAGCCACAGUGGCAACAGCAACAACAGCCACAGCAACAGUGGCAGCAGCAACAGCAGCCACAGCAACAGUGGCAACAGCAACAACAGCCACAGCAACAGUGGCAACAGCAACUGCAGCCACAGCAACAGUGGCAACAGCAACAACAGCCACAGCAACAGUGGCAAGCUCCCCCAACGACCUUCCCAGCAGCAGCCACUGCAGGAGCAGUCGCAGCUGAGUGUAGAGACUGCACAGCAGAAGAAGAUUUUAGCUGCAGAACCGCAGGAGCAGCACCGUGCGACGAGCGAGGCGGUUUUGGAGGGGCCUCCAGCUCGAAACGGAGCAGCCAUGCGUGUGUGGCCGCUGCUGGAGCAGAAGGGGCAGGGCGAGCCGUUGCGGGGUGUAUGGCCGGUUGUGUUGGCACAUUAUAA